AUGGGCCUAUGGAACAAUGCCCCUCCGGAGCCUCGCACUCGACGUGGAAACUGGCCGACGCUCCUCUUCAGCUGGUGGUGUACUGGCUUUGCCGUCGUCAUCAUCCUCAUGCGCCUGGCUGGGAGGAAGAUCCGGACUGGACGACUGUUCCAAGAAGACCGGGUCAUGGCCUUGAGUCUGAUCCCUCUGCUUGCGCGCAUGGGCUUGAUUCAUGUCGUCCUCAUGUACGGAACCAACAAUGUUCAAUCCGAGAACUUGACCGACUACGAAACAUACCUCCGACAAAUAGGCUCGAAACUGGUCCUGGCUGCGCGAAUCAACUACGCUCUUUUCAUCUGGAUCAGCAAGUUCACUGUAUCCGAAUUCUUGAAGCGCAUAACAAGUGCCAUCUGGAGGCGCAGUUAUGAGAUUACCCUCCAUUGUAUACGCAUCUUCCUGGUAGCGACCUUCAUUGCUGUUGUGAUAGCCACUCUCGCCGAAUGCCAGCCCUUCGAUCAUUAUUGGCAAGUCGUGCCAGACCCAGGCCCUCAGUGCAGACAGGGAUAUGCACAACUCAUCACCAUGGGCACCGCCGACAUGAUCACCGAUGUUCUACUAGUCGCUUUCCCUAUUCCCAUCGUACUGCGCUCUCAGAUCCCGCUAAAGCGCAAACUCUCCCUCGUCUGCCUGUUCAGCUUCUCCGUCGCCCUUAUAGUCAUCACAGGCAUGCGCAUGCCCAAUGUCAUCGAACAUCAUGGACGCCAGCAAUACCGCACAGUGUGGGCCUCUGCCGAGAUUCUCGCCUCUGCCGCUGUCUCCAACGCCGUCAUCCUAGGCACUUUCGUAAAGGAUCGAGGAGUCAAGAGAAAUAAAUACAGGCCCGAGGGCACUAUGGACACAAUAUCACGCGCCGACACUCGUCGUGCCACCAUCGCAUCUCUACACCGCGAUAGUGAGGAAGCCUUGUUCAGGCAGAUGGGCUGUCGUAUGCCCGACGAGCUCUGUGAUUCAGAGUCUUCUAUGCCUAGACCUGCGCCAGUUGCUCUUACACCAACCAACUUGAAGAAGCCCGUCCAGCAUCAUCACGCCAUGAUGUCGCCCGCCGAUGCAAGUGACACUCCGCCGAGUCCGCAUGACAGCGCCGAUGCCUUGCGCAAGCCCUCUUCUACGACUGCUUCGACAGCAACAGGUCAAAGCGUAUCAUUCUUUGAUGUCGGUGGACUGCUGGGUAGUGGUGAGCCUCGACACGAUUCUUCCGGUACCACAACACAAGACUUUGCUUUCUCGACUCCGCGCACCCCAACAUCUCCCGGACCCUCCAGACCGACGCAUGACAUACUCUCAGAUCUUGGAGGAAGACUCACACUGACGCGAACACGAUCCCGUCGAGCUUCUGGAAACCGAGAGCGAUCACGAUCGCGUCCCUCAAAUAGUAGAGAUGGGCCUGUCGUACGACCAGUAUCACAGCCGCAGCGUCAACGCGAGAACAGCAAUGCAUUGAGCACAGAUGACGUGGGUGGCCUUCUCGAAGGCAGCGGACCCCGACCAAGCAGAUUCGAGCUGGAACCUAUAUCGCCUACCACAAGAGCGCCUCCGUCGAGUAUACCGCCGGAUGAUCAGGCGCCCCCGCGACGAUCAGUACCAACCGCUCAGCCGAGAACUGACAGUGACGAUCCAAGUCUACAAGACGUCGGCGGUUUGUUGAAAUAA
Messenger RNA from Aureobasidium pullulans EXF-150, 1689 nucleotides. RefSeq lists its product as uncharacterized. Lineage: Eukaryota; Fungi; Ascomycota; Dothideomycetes; Dothideales; Saccotheciaceae. The record is from RefSeq and is a predicted model, not a curated record. The transcript has 2 exons. Bases 1 to 1689 code for a protein of 562 amino acids.